UUGUGUGUUAGGGGGGUUGACAGACACAGUGGCUUUGUGUCCUGCUGAACACCGCUGGACAGGACACUGCUGUGCUGGGAGAGGAGAGGCACUGUCAGUUAGUCUGUCAGUCGCUUUGUCAGUCAGUCAGUCAGACCGUCUGUCUGUCUGUAGGGAAACCAGACCUCCCUGCUACCACACACACUCCGGCAUACAUCUGCUUUCCAGGACUUCUUUGAUAUCUUCUCAGGGCCCAGGACGCCCCACCACGGCGUGCACCCCCCCCCCAGCGUGUGUGAGUGUGUGUGCCUUGGAAAGCUCCUUUACGUCCUUGGAGGUCAGGAGUUUGAGACGGGGAUAUGGGACUGAAAGCAGGUAUCUUUGGAGACGUGCCAGCAUCGGGAUGAGAGGAACGCAGAGGAGAACAGGGGACUAGACUGAACUGGUUGGAACUAUUGGGAUUUUUUUCUUCAGGGAUGAUCUUGGCCCAUCUGACGAGCUACUCAGCCCUCUUGGCUUCUGCUUUCACUGCUUGUUUUAUCCCCAUGGAUUGGUGCUGACAGUAGGACUUGGCCAGAGAGGAUGCAUGUGUUACUCUGACACCUGUGUCGUUUACUGGAAAAUAGCGUGUUUGUGCGAUAGUGUCAAGACUUUGCCCCCUCGUGUGUGUGUGUGGCCCAUGUUGGCAUCAGGUCGGCCCGUGUUGGGUAAUCUCUGCGCCCCAAUGCCCGCGGCUAUGCCCCCCUACCCUGCUCCACCAGCUGAGUCAAAGUGGUGCUUCCAGAAUCCCGUAGGGGUGGACUGUAGUGCCGCCGAGCCUCGCUGCAUCUGGUUGGCAGUGCUGCGUGGUGCCCCCUUGCCCUCACCUUUGCCCCCCACCAUGAGGCCAGUCCCGGUCGGCAAUGGGCACGGCUGCACCAGCAGGGCCCUGCAACGUUCUCACCAGCCCAGGGCAAAGGGGUGGAGAGAUGGGCUCUCCUCGGCCGGCGACAACCCUCGGCCUGCGAUGGGUGCUGGAGGAGAGGGGGUCGGCGUUGGCUGGCAAGGCCCCCGGACGCUACUACUCCAGAAGAACACACAGGGCUUCGGCUUCACCCUGCGCCACUUCAUCGUCUACCCGCCAGAGUCUGCCCUGCACACCAGCCUCAAGGACGAGGAGAACGGGAAUGGGAAGGGGAGAAGUAGAUUGGAGCCAAUGGACACCAUAUUUGUCAAGAAUGUGAGAGAGCGAGGUCCCGCUCACCAGGSUGGCUUGUGUACAGGGGAUCGGCUGGUGAAGGUGAAUGGAGAGAGUGUCCUGGGGAAAACGUACUCCCAGGUGAUCGCCCUCAUACAGAACAGUGAGAGUGUGUUGGAGCUCUCUAUAAUGCCAAAAGACGAAGACGUUCUGCAGCUGGCAUACUCCCAGGAUGCCUACCUGAGGGGCAACGAGCCUUACACAGGGGGAGCCCGGAACCUUCCGGUACCCCCGCCCCUCUGCUACGCUCCCCGCACCAAGUCCCAGCCUCCCGCCGGGGCCCCGGCCCCCAUGGGCCAGAACCAGCUGGACAACUGGAGCCGCUGGCCAGGCUCCGCCAGCCCCUUGUCCCCCCUGGACAACCGCUCCACCGUGGGCAGCCCGGCCAGCUGGCAGGAGGGACUGGGCGGAGAGCCGGGGGGCGUGGGCCACAGUAGCCCCCCCUACAGGACAGAGGAAAUCCAGUACGGUGUGACCGGGCAGCAGCCUACGGGACAGACMAGGGGCCGCUCCUACUCCUCAUCUUCUUCUUCAGGAGGGCCCCUCAGCAGCCCUCUGCAUGUCCACUAUGUCAACCACAAUGCUGCUGGCACUGCCACCACCGCCUCCUCUCAGCCCCAGAAGGGCAGCCAGGCCUGGGCCAGCCCUCCCCAGCCGAGCCCCAGCCGCAGCCAGCACUGCCAACAGGCCCUGUCUGAGUGGUACUACAGCCAAGCUGCUGAGCAGCGCCAGGGCCGCAGUGGCAGCAUGCACCAACGCCACCGCAGCUACUCUCAGGACAGGCUGUGUGAGACAGGCCCUGGGUGCCACCGCCGGAGUCCGGGCGGCUGGCCCCACAGCGCCUCCCAGGACACCCUGAUGCUACUGCAGCAGUCGGGCCCCGGCCCCCACGGGGACCCUUCUUGGACCUACGGAGACUGGGAGGGGGCCCGGGACCAGAGCCACCCCUCCUCMUACGGCAGCAGAGCCCGGUCGGAGAACCUGCUGGUACAGUACGACCGCUAUGGCCGYUCGAUGGAGAUGCUGGAGUCGCCCCAUUCCGAGAGGCCUGCCUGGCUGAAGCAGGCCUCACAGCAAGCACCCAGGACUGAGGCCUAUCAGAGGCAGGGGAACCAUUACGGUGUCGCACCGGCCCCCUCUAUGGGCCGACAACCACAGCCGCACCACAAAAACCACCCCCAACCCCACUCACAGUCUCACCCACAGCCCCAGCCCCAACAACCAGCCCCCCAGAGCAGACGUCUGCCCACCGGACAGAGCCUGGACGACCAGCCAGUAGGUUACCGCAGCUACAGCCCCUCCUUCAACCGCAAAACAGGCCGCAUCAUGCAGCAACCCUCCUUCAGGGACCCCUCCUACCUUGGCCCCCACCUCAGCUGGGCCCCCACCCCCAAAACCAGCCCCCCUGAAGGUGUUGUCCCCUCAGUUCCAUCCCCUCUGGCCUCCACCACCCCCGAGACCCUUGAUAGGGCCUACCGCCCCACCAACCAUGAGAGAGUGGCAGUGGAAGGCCAGGUGGAGGUGGUAGCUCAGACCCAGGAAGUCAAACUGAGACAGAAACCCCCCACGGGACGAAGGAGCGCCCACGCCAUGCGCCACCCCCACUACACCCUGCCUGUAGAUGGCACAGAACCCCCUGUGUUCCCCCCUGACCCCCACRACGCUGCCCCCGCCCCUCGCCCCUCAGGAGAGGGUGCCCCGCACCGUACCAAUGGCAACCUGGCCCCCCUGUCUGUAGAGGAUGACGCAAUGGCCUCCAUUCCCUUUAUAGAUGAGCCGACGAGCCCCAGCGCUGACCUCCGUGCCCGCCACGUACCCGCCUCCUCCGUGGUGUCCAGCGGCAURAGCUCAGCKCCCGCCAUCGUCACCAGCCCCGCCUCCCCCACCUUCACCUUCCCCCUAACCAGGCUCUUCUCACACGACUGCAGCAGUAUUAAAUCCAGUCGCCGUUCCUCCUAUCUUCUAGCCAUCACCACGGAGCGCUCCAAGUCAUGUGACGAGGGACUCAACACCUUCAGAGGAGAGGAGGGCCGCGGCGUCUCGAGGCUGCCAAAGAGAGUGAAGAGUUUCUUCACUUGUUGGGGUGAGGUUUUCCCCUGUUUCACAACAACAGUAGGCUGUAACAUACACGUGACCACACUGCAGAUUGCAGAGGACCUUGCAAUUCUGGCAGCUUGGGGAGUGUGUCUGAAACCAUCAGUUUUUUUCAGUGUGUUUAUCCUAAAAACCUUUUGUGGAGUGUCUCUGGACAGUCUGGGGGCAGCGGAGGAGGUGCGCUCCAAACGCCACUCCACCUCAGAGCUGGGCAGUAUCAGUAGUGACAUAUGGAGAGAGGGAUGGCUGCACUACAAACAGAUCCUCACGGAGAAGGGCAAGAAGGUGGGCAGCGGCAUGCGUCCGUGGAGGCGGGUCUUCUCGGUGUUGCGCUCCCACUCGCUCUUCCUCUACAAGGACAAGCGGGAGGCGGUCCUGCGGGGCGCCACUCUGGGAGGCGAUGCCGACGAGGAGCAGCCAAUCAGCAUCCGGGGCUGCCUGGUGGACAUAGCGUACAGCGAGACCAAGCGUAAGCACGCGCUGCGCCUGACCACUCAGGACUUUUGUGAGUAUCUGCUGCAGGCCGAAGACAGAGAGGACAUGCUGGACUGGAUCAAGGUCAUCAGUGAGAACAGCAAGACCGACAAUGAGGAGCUGGGAUUCUCAAGACAGGCUCUGAUCAGUAAGAAGCUCAAUGACUACAGGAAACAGAGUCCAACAGGCAACAAGCCGGACUCCUCUCCCAGGGUGUCCCGUGCCAAGCCUUCCUUCCUGCUGGCCAAGAUGGAGAACGCUGCCGGGGCGCCGCGCUCACCCAAACCUGAGGGCAAAGAUGAGAGCAGCGCCCCUAAGUCGCCAUGGGGGAUMAACAUCAUGAAGAAGUCCAAGAAGUCAGGGCCCAAGGCUUUUGGAGUGCGGCUAGAGGACUGCCAGCCAGCUGCCAACAACAAGUUCAUCCCUAUGAUCGUGGAGAUCUGCUGUGGGCUGGUGGAGGAGAUGGGUCUGGAGUACACCGGCAUCUACAGGGUCCCAGGGAACAACGCAGUAGUGUCCAGCCUUCAGGACCAGCUCAACAAGGGGUCGGACAUCAACCCUGCAGAGGAGAAAUGGCAGGACCUGAACGUGAUCAGCAGCUUGCUCAAGUCUUUCUUCAGGAAACUUCCGGAGCCCCUCUUCACUGAUGAUAAGUACAAUGACUUCAUUGACGCUAACCGGAUGGAGAAUGCCGGGGACCGGCUAAAGACCAUGAAAAAACUGAUCCGUGACUUACCGGACCAUUACUACCACACUCUCAAGUUCCUGGUUGGCCAUCUGAAGACGGUAGCUGACCACUGUGAGAAAAACAAGAUGGAACCUCGUAACUUGGCCCUGGUGUUCGGGCCCACGCUGGUGCGGACGUCUGAAGACAACAUGACAGACAUGGUGACUCACAUGCCUGACCGCUACAAGAUAGUAGAGACGCUCAUCCAACAUUAUCUCUGGUUUUUCAGUGAGGACCUGGACAAGGAUGAGAAGACUCCAGUAGACACGAAGGACCUGGUGCCUGCCCCCAAUAUYGACCACUUGCUCUCCAACAUCGGCAGGACCGCUCUGCUGGGGGAGGCGUCAGACUCAACCAACAGUGACUCAGCUAAAUCUAAGGGGUCGUGGGGGUCAAAGCGAGACCUCACUGCCAAGGACUUUCUGACCCUGUCCAUCAUGUCCGCCGUCACCGGACGCAAGCGCAGGAAUCGCCACAACGGCCGCAUCGUGGGCAGCAGCACAGACGACGACUCGGAGCACGAGCCAAUCAAAGCCAGCCACCUGGGGGCGGAGGAGGGAGAAGAGGCGGGGCUGGUGGUGGCAGGAGCAGACACCGCCCCACGAGCAGAGGGAGAGGAGGAGGAAGAUGAUGAGGAGGAGGAGGAAGAAGAAGAAGAGUCUGUAGUAGAGAGAGUGAGAGUGCAGGUGGAGGUAAAAGAGGUGGUAGUUCCCAGCAUGCCGUGCGGUGGUGAGAAAGAGAAAGCAGGGCAGACGGUGAUGCUGCUCCCUGAGGAAGAGGCGGUGACGGCGGAGGUGAAGGGCAGGGCGUGGCGGGGGCCAGAGGACGCUCGCUCUAUCGUCUCCGGUUACUCCACCCUCUCCACACUGGGGCGGAGCCUGGCGUCUGAGGGACGGUGCGAUGAAGCUGACGACGAGCAAAGCGAGCUGGUGAGCGAGACGGACAACGAGAGCGGAUUCGCCUCGCGCUCCCUUACCCAGGAGAGACCUGAGAAACACCCCCCUGCAUCCAUUACACACACCCUCACACCCCCUACCCCCACACAGCCCCCCACACAACCCCCCACGGCAGCACAACGAAGCUUCCUCUACACACACUACAAACCCCACCCUGUCUCCCCCACGACCCAGCAAACCACCCCCACCCNUCAGGGGUCGUGGGGGUCAAAGCGAGACCUCACUGCCAAGGACUUUCUGACCCUGUCCAUCAUGUCCGCCGUCACCGGACGCAAGCGCAGGAAUCGCCACAACGGCCGCAUCGUGGGCAGCAGCACAGACGACGACUCGGAGCACGAGCCAAUCAAAGCCAGCCACCUGGGGGCGGAGGAGGGAGAAGAGGCGGGGCUGGUGGUGGCAGGAGCAGACACCGCCCCACGAGCAGAGGGAGAGGAGGAGGAAGAUGAUGAGGAGGAGGAGGAAGAAGAAGAAGAGUCUGUAGUAGAGAGAGUGAGAGUGCAGGUGGAGGUAAAAGAGGUGGUAGUUCCCAGCAUGCCGUGCGGUGGUGAGAAAGAGAAAGCAGGGCAGACGGUGAUGCUGCUCCCUGAGGAAGAGGCGGUGACGGCGGAGGUGAAGGGCAGGGCGUGGCGGGGGCCAGAGGACGCUCGCUCUAUCGUCUCCGGUUACUCCACCCUCUCCACACUGGGGCGGAGCCUGGCGUCUGAGGGACGGUGCGAUGAAGCUGACGACGAGCAAAGCGAGCUGGUGAGCGAGACGGACAACGAGAGCGGAUUCGCCUCGCGCUCCCUUACCCAGGAGAGACCUGAGAAACACCCCCCUGCAUCCAUUACACACACCCUCACACCCCCUACCCCCACACAGCCCCCCACACAACCCCCCACGGCAGCACAACGAAGCUUCCUCUACACACACUACAAACCCCACCCUGUCUCCCCCACGACCCAGCAAACCACCCCCACCCCCUCCACACAUACUCAGGACCCUGGGGAGAGGAGCGAGGGUGGGGCGCGAUCCACCACCCCCUCCUCCUCCUCCUUCUCGUCGUCCUCCACCACCCACAGACUGCACUCCCGGCCCUCCUUCAACUCCCACAAGCUGAUCCAGUGUGACACGCUGGCCAGGAAGAAGCUAAAGGACAGAGGGAAGACCAAGGCUCGUUCUCUGGACCUGCUGGACCUCCCUGUGCCUUCAGGAGAGGAGGAGGGAGCUGGGGCACCAGGGGCCCAGAGGGACCGAUCCAGGACCAACCCUUCCACAGGGAGCAGCCAGGAGAGCCUACGUCCAGCCCGACCCAAAGAAUCCCUGCCGCCCAGCGAGGCUGCCUCUUUCACCCCCAGCGGGACAGGGCAGGGUCAGGGGCGAGGGUCUCUGGCUGACCAGGUGCGUGCGCGCCUGCUGGGCUCGGCUGAUGACCUGCGUAUCGUGGGGCUGAGGAAGCCACUCUCCCCGGAGACGAGGAGGAAGAGACGGGCYUGGAGAAGACACACUGUGGUGGUCUCACCUACCGAGACGGGCGACAAGAGGCCUGCGCUAGCCACCAACGUGUUCCCCAUGUCGCCGGCCACUUCCAAACCACAGGGGUCACCCCUCGACCCCCAGGAGCUUGACCCAAGACAUCCUCUUCCCCUGGGCCAGAAUCCCCCCGCCACACGCGCACCAGCCUCCAGAUUCCAUCAGUACCUGUAACUAUAGACAGAGACUGAUAGGCCUGUAAAUUACAAGGCCUCUGGCCUCCCUCUCAAAGUCUCCCUCCCCUGAGCUGCUGAGCCAGGGCUACUGUCUCAGAGGGUCGGAUAGUGCUGACCCCAGGUCAGUUGCAUGAUGGCAGUGAGUAGUGGACAGCAGAGCCACAGACAUACACAAGGGGUCUUAUGACAGGUCUGAGAUCAGUUUUCGGCCUCCAGUCUACUCACGCUCCCUUUUCAUUUGUUUCAGCUCCGUUUGCAUGGCAAAGGGAAUUCCAGUAUUUGCCAAAGCUUUUUUCGUUUGUGUGUUUUAAAUAAAAAAUAAAAUACUGCUAAACUGCAAUGGGACAGCAGAGACACAGACAGACAGACAGACACAGACA
Salvelinus sp. IW2-2015 is the source of this 7535-nucleotide messenger RNA. NCBI's taxonomy places the organism in Eukaryota, Metazoa, Chordata, Actinopteri, Salmoniformes, Salmonidae. The record is from RefSeq and is a predicted model, not a curated record.